Molecule: messenger RNA, 1611 nt
Organism: Paramecium sonneborni
Lineage: Eukaryota; Ciliophora; Oligohymenophorea; Peniculida; Parameciidae
Source: the annotation of a GenBank genome assembly
AUGCAUUCUUUAUCAAUUUUUAAUGGCAGAUUUAUUGCUUAAAAGAAGCUAUCUUCAGGUAGUUUUGGUGUAGUUUUAUUGGGUAGAGACAAGGAGAAUAACAUUGAUGUUGCUAUUAAAAUAGAAAAAGAAGAAAAUCAAGAAGUUAAAUCUUUAGAAAGAGAAGUUUAAGUAUUAUAAAGGUUAUCAAAUACAGAAGGUGUUCCAAAUCUAUAUUGGUAUGGUGAAUAGGAUGACUAUAAUAUCAUAAUAAUGUAGCUAUUAGGAAAGGAUCUUGCUUUUUAUAUGAAAUAGAAAAGGAGAUUUUCAAUAAAAACAGCCAUUUAAUUAGGAAUAUAAAUUGUAAAAGUCUUGGAAAGAAUUCAUGAAAAAGGUGUUGUACAUAGAGAUCUGAAGCCUGAAAAUAUUUUAUUUGGUUAGGAGAAUGAAUCUUCUAAAAUAUUUAUUGUAGAUUUUGGAAUCAGUAAAAUAUUUUAGGAUAAAAAUGGGAGAAUCAUGUAUUCUUAUGUUAAAAUUUAGACCUUUUCGAGAUGGAACUUCUUUUAUCGGAACCACUAGAUAUGCAUCAAUAGCUGCUCACAAAGGAUUCGAAUUAAGUAGAAAGGAUGAUCUUGAGUCUUUAAUGUAUGUUCUAUUGUACUUUAUUAAGGGGUAGAAAUCUUAUAAAUAUAUAAAGUCUAGGCAGCUACCUUGGCAAAAUAUGCAGAAUGUUACAGAUGAAGAGAGAACAACUAAAGUUGGAGAAAUGAAAAUGACAAUUGAUCCUAGAGAGUUAUGUAAGGAUGUACCUAUUGAAUUUCCAAUUAUCCUUGAGUAUUUAAUCAGUUUAUUUGAGAUAUUUAAAGACUUUACAGUAUAGAAGUGAACCAGAUUAUAAUUACAUCUAUAAACUAUUUCAAAAGUCAGCUGAUGGCUUAGGAAUUGUAUUAGACUAUAUUUAUGAAUGGGAAAUAUAAUCUCAAAGAAAAAUCUCUUCUAAUGAAAUGGUAAAAUCUUAAGAAAUGAAAAGAUCUACAACUCUUAAUCAAGCUUUAUUACCACCUAAUUAGUAAGAGAUGAAGAAAUCUCUUGAAAAAGGUAAUACUAAUCUAAUGAGAUAAUCUAGUAAUAAUAAUUUCUUAACUCCUCCUUAAAAAAAUUAAUUAUAACCUCCUCUUUUAAGAAGAUCAGAUUCUCAAUAACCUAGUGUUUCUUCCAAUUAAGGUAGUGCUAUGCUUAGCACUUAUAAUUCUAGAAAACCAAAAUAUGAAAAAUCUUUAGUGGCUUUCGAUUAAUUUGAAGAUGUUAGAAAAAGCAUGGAUAGUAUAUAAUUAGAAAACGGAAAUUUAGAUCAAUUAUAAACUGAUGAAUAAAAGUUUAACAAAGUGCACAACUCAAGUCUCUAAAAACCUUAAAUAUCUAAUAAUUAACAAUCACUUUAUUAUUCUGAAACUGUGGGCUGGAAAGAUUCUAUUUUUGAAGAAAAUUACUUAGAUGAUCCUCUCUCCAAAAAAUAUGGAUUACUUAAAAAUAAUGGAGUUGAUAUGUAUUUAUUAAAUUUUUAUAUAUUUUAGAGGCAAAAAACUAUCAUUAAAAAAUAAUAAAAUCAAAUAAUCAAAAAAGAAGAAUUGA